This is a messenger RNA of Bufo gargarizans (Asiatic toad), 4770 nucleotides long. RefSeq names its product VAC14 component of PIKFYVE complex (gene VAC14). Gene Ontology annotation, biological process: positive regulation of kinase activity; phosphatidylinositol biosynthetic process. NCBI's taxonomy places the organism in Eukaryota, Metazoa, Chordata, Amphibia, Anura, Bufonidae. The record is from RefSeq and is a predicted model, not a curated record. The coding region runs from base 82 to 2388 and encodes 768 amino acids. The transcript has 19 exons. Gene Ontology annotation, cellular component: endosome membrane; PAS complex.
GUCACGUGACUGAGGGGCGUGUCCGUGACAUGUGACUGCGGCCGCUGUACCCGGUUGUUGUGGAGACUCAGAGCCGGGAGGAUGAACGCGGAGCGGGACCUGAGUCCCCUGACCCCGAACAUCGUGCGGGCCCUGAACGACAAGAUGUACGAGAAGAGGAAGGUGGCGGCGCUGGAGAUAGAGAAGCUGGUGCGGGAGUUUGUGGCACAGAAUAACGCGGCGCAGAUAAAACACGUCAUCCAGAUCCUGUCCCAGGAGUUUGCGCUGUCGCAGCACCCGCACAGCAGGAAGGGUGGCCUCAUCGGACUGGCCGCCUGCUCCAUCGCGCUUGGGAAGGACUCGGGCCUGUAUCUGCGGGAGCUGAUUGAACCCGUUCUCACCUGCUUCAAUGAUGCGGACAGCCGCCUGCGCUACUACGCCUGCGAGGCGCUCUACAACAUCGUGAAGGUGGCCCGCGGCGCCGUCCUGCCCCACUUCAACGUGCUGUUUGAUGGGCUCAGCAAGCUCGCCGCCGAUCCGGACCCCAAUGUGAAGAGUGGCUCUGAGCUCCUGGAUCGGCUGCUGAAGGAUAUUGUCACGGAGAGCAGCAAGUUUGACCUGAUCGGUUUUGUUCCACUUCUGCGGGAGAGGAUCUACUCUAACAACCAGUACGCCCGGCAGUUCAUCAUCUCCUGGAUCCUGGUUCUGGAGAAUGUUCCUGACAUUAAUCUGCUGGAGUAUCUGCCGGAGAUUCUGGACGGUCUUUUCCAGAUACUUGGAGAUAACAGUAAAGAGAUCCGGAAGAUGUGCGAGGUGUCUCUGGGCGAGUUCCUGAAGGAGAUAAAGAAGAUGCCGGACAGUGUGAAGUUUGCGGAGAUGGCCAAUAUCCUGGUGAUCCACUGCCAGUCGUCAGAUGACCUCAUACAGCUGACCGCCAUGUCCUGGAUGCGGGAGUUCCUGCAGCUGGCCGGCAGGGUGAUGCUUCCAUACUCCUCCGGGAUCCUGACCGCAGUCCUGCCCUGUCUGUCAUAUGAUGACCGGAAAAAGAGUAUUAAGGAGGUGGCCAACGUCUGUAAUCUGUGCCUAAUGAAGCUGGUGACCCCAGAGGAUGAUGAGAGUGAUGACACAAGUCAGAUACCAAGUCAGGAGGAGCCACCAUCAUAUCAAGACGCUACUGACCGUGGAUCUCCCGAUACCGACAAUGACUCCGCUGUGGACAGCAUCAGCGUGGCUGCUCCCAGAAGCUCCCCGGCCGCCGCCGUCACCCUGAAUCUGGAUGGAAUAGUUCAGGUGCUGGACCGGUACCUCCACGAGCCCUGCACCGGGAUGAUGACCCGAAUCUGUGUGCUGAAGUGGCUGUAUCACCUGUACAUCAAGACCCCCCGCAAGAUGUUUCGUCACACUGACCUCCUGUUUCCCAUCUUGCUGAAGACCUUGUCUGAUGAGUCUGAUGAGGUCAUCCUGAAGGAUCUGGAGGUUCUGGCAGAAAUCGCCUCCUCUCCGGCCGGACAGAGCGACGCAACCAAUGAGGAGCCGGCGGCCGGACAGAUCAAGCUGCAGGUGCCAUCCCCGGCCCGAGGGGCGCUGCCCGGCAGUUGUGGUACCCGGGGUGUGGAGAGCUCGCCCUCGACGCCCACCAUGAACUCGUAUUUCCACCGCUUUAUGGUAAAUCUACUGAAGAGGUUCAGCAGCGAGAGGAAGCUCCUGGAGAUGAGGGGCGCGUUUAUUAUCAGGCAGCUGUGUCUUCUCCUGAACGCUGAGAACAUCUUCCACUCCAUGGCGGACAUCUUGCUGCGAGAGGAGGAUCUGAAAUUUGCAUCUACAAUGGUCCAAAAUCUGAACAGCAUCCUACUGACCUCCUCUGAACUCUUCCAGCUGCGGAGUCAACUCAAAGACCUGCAAACCCCGGAGAGCUGCGAGCUGUUCUGCUGCCUCUACCGCUCCUGGUGCCACAGUCCCGUGGCCACCGUGUCGCUGUGUUUCCUCACCCAGAACUACCGGCAUGCCUAUCACCUCAUCCAGAAGUUCGGAGACCUGGAGGUUACGGUGGAUUUCCUGACUGAAGUGGACAAGUUGGUACAGCUGAUAGAAUGCCCGAUCUUCACAUACCUGCGGCUGCAGCUCCUGGAUGUGGAGAGUCACCCGCACCUGAUCCGCGCACUCUACGGCCUCCUGAUGCUCCUGCCCCAGAGCAGCGCCUUCCAGCUGCUGUCACACCGGCUGCAGUGCGUCCCCAACCCCCAGCUCAUGAGAUCAGGGAAGGCUGAACCCCUGAGCUCCCCAAAAUCGGACUGUGAGAGGAUCGACUAUGCGGAGCUGCUGCAGCACUUCGAGAGGGUUCAGAACAAGCACCUGGAAGUCCGACACCAGCGAGCCGGCGACAUAGUGGAGCGGCGCCUGGGGCAGUGACUCCCCUCCAGGGGCCGGUAUCGGGCCCUUCCUUGGGUCUCCACAGGGACUGCACUGGGUGGAGGCUCCUGAGCACAAGGGGUCACAUAGGACAGCACCCCAACACUGGGGCUUCACUCUGAUUGGCUGGAUGGGAUCGGAUCUGGUGACAUGGCCAUUGAGGAUCCACAGCGAAGACAGAAGGGGAGUGGGCUUCGCCUGUGGGAGGGGGGCUUUUGUAUGAGGGACUUCUCCUGGGGGCGGGGACCCUUUUGUAUGAGGGGCUUCUUCUAUAUGGGGGUCUCUUUUCCACGAGGGGCUUCUCCUGUAUGGGGGUCUCUUUUCUAUGAGGGGCUUCUCCUGUAUGGGGGUCUCUUUUCUAUGAGGGGCUUCUCCUGUAUGGGGGUCUCUUUUGCAUGAGGGGCUUCUCCUGUAUGGGGGAUCCUUUUGUAUGAGGGGCUUCUCCUGUAUGGGGGUCUUUUCUAUGAGGGGCCUUUCCUGUAUGGGGGAAUCCUUUUAUAUGAGGGGCUUCUCCUGUAUGGGGGUCUCUUUUUUCUAUGAGGGGCUUCUCCUGUAUGGGGGUCUCUUUUGUAUGAGGGGCUUCUCAUGUAUAGGAGCUUCUCCUGUAUGGGGGUCUCUUUUGUAUGAGGGGCUUCUCAUGUAUAAGAGCUUCUCCUGUAUGGGGGUCUCUUUUGUAUGAGGGGCUUCUCCUGUAUGGGGGGAUCCUUUUGUAUGAGGGGCUUCUCCUGUAUGGGGGUCUUUUCUUUGAGGGGCCUCUCCUGUAUGGGGGUCUCUUUUGCAUGAGGGGCUUCUCCUGUAUGGGGGUCUCUUUUGUAUGAGGGGCUUCUCCUGUAUGGGGGUCUUUUCUAUAAGGGGCCUCUCCUGUAUGGGGGGAUCCUUUUGUAUGAGGGGCUUCUCAUGUAUGGGAGCUUCUCCUGUAUGGGGGUCUCUUUUGCAGGAGGGGCUUCUCCUGUAUGGGGGGAUCCUUUUGUAUGAGGGGCUUCUCCUGUAUGGGGGUCUUUUCUUUGAGGGGCCUCUCCUGUAUGGGGGGAUCCUUUUGCAUGAGGGGCUUCUCCUGUAUGGGGGUCUCUUUUGCAUGAGGGGCUUCUCCUGUAUGGGGGUCUCUUUUGUAUGAGGGGCCUCUCCUGUAUGGGGGGAUCCUUUUGUAUGAGGGGCUUCUCCUGUAUGAGGGGCUUCUCCUGUAUGGGGGUCUCUUUUGUAUGAGGGGCUUCUCAUGUAUGGGAGCUUCUCCUGUAUGGGGGUCCCUUUUGCAUGAGGGGCUUCUCCUGUAUGGGGGGACCCUUUUGCAUGAGGGGCCUCUCCUGUAUGGGGGGAUCCUUUUGUAUGAGGGGCUUCUCAUGUAUGGGAGCUUCUCCUGUAUGGGGGUCUCUUUUGUAUGAGGGGCUUCUCCUGUAUGAGGGUCUUUUCUAUGAGGGGCCUCUCCUGUAUGGGGGGAUCCUUUUGUAUGAGGGGCUUCUCCUGUAUGGGGGUCUCUUUUCUAUGAGGGGCUUCUCCUGUAUAGGGGUCUCUUUUGUAUGAGGGGCUUCUCCUGUAUGGGGGUCUCUUUUGUAUGAGGGGCUUCUCCUGUAUAGGGGUCUCUUUUCUAUGAGGGGCUUCUCCUGUAUGGGGGUCUCUUUUGUAUGAGGGGCUUCUCCUGUAUGGGGGGUCUCUUUUGCAUGAGGGGCUUUUCCUGUAUGGGGGUCUCUUUUCUAUGAGGGGCUUCUCCUGUAUGGGGGUCUCUUUUGCAUGAGGGGCUUCUCCUGUAGGGGGGUCUCUUUUGCAUGAGGGGCUUCUCCUGUAUGGGGGUCUCUUUUGCAUGAGGGGCUUCUCCUGUAUGGGGGUCUCUUUUGUAUGAGGGGCUUCUCCUGUAUGGGGGUCUCUUUUCUAUGAGGGGCUUCUCCUGUAUGGGGGUCUCUUUUCUAUGAGGGGCUUCUCCUGUAUGGGGGUCUCUUUUCUAUGAGGGGCUUCUCCUGUAUAGGGGUCUCUUUUCUAUGAGGGGCUUCUCCUGUAGGGGGGUCUCUUUUGUAUGAGGGGCUUCUCCUGUAGGGGGGUCUCUUUUGUAUGAGGGGCCUCUCAUGUAUGGGGGGUGUCGUCUUCUGCUGACGCGUUUUCUAUGAUCUGAUUAAAGGCGGAGAGGUCUCGCUUCUCACGUAUUAUCUUCACAUUGCAGCAAUCGUGACAUCUCUUCUGCAGAAAUAGAGAGGGACUCAUUCAGCGUCGGGGGCUCCAUGGCGGUAGACCACCACACCACCGUAACCAGUGCCAGGUCCCCCUAUAUAGUGAUAGUAUAUAUAUAGUAUAUGACCACAAUACUGACCUCUGAUGAUCCAGCAUGGAGCAGAUUGGAACUUCCCUCCCCCACCCCAGCCUGCGAUUCCGGAUUAAAGGUGCCCGUUGUUGGGA